This is a messenger RNA of Prorocentrum cordatum, 2493 nucleotides long. The record is from the annotation of a GenBank genome assembly. Lineage: Eukaryota; Dinophyceae; Prorocentrales; Prorocentraceae.
AUGGUGGACUACCGCGGCAAGAUCAUGAUGACCCCAGCUGCAGUUGCAGUGAAACCAGAGCCUGGCGUUGCUCCGCCUGAUCAGGCUGCGCAGCCACAGGGUGGACCUCAGGGCGGCAGGGACGUGAAACAGCAGAGCCUGAGCGUUGCUCUGGCUGAGCGGCAGCGCCGCACAGCCGCAGGCGCGGCCACCAUGAGUCAGCCGUCGAGACAGCUGAGGCGGCGCGUGCAGCUCAUGCCAGCGGAGCAGGCCGCCGCGGGCAGCGCCGCCACGGCCGCAGGCGCCGCCACCUGCGCGGCCGCCUCGGACACGGCGACCUCCAGCAGCUGCCAGGCCCAGCUCGGCAAGGGCAACGACAACACCGCGCCUGGGAAGGGCGCCCAGCUCGGCAAGGGCAACGACAACACCACGCUUGCCAAGGGCCCCCAGCUCGGCAAUGGCAACGACGGCGCCGCGCCUGGCAAGGGCGCCCAGCUCGGCAAGGGCAACAGCAACGAGGGCAAGGACAGCGCGAAGAUCGACCGUCGCCCGGGCAGAGGUAAAGGCGUUCACUUGUCGGAUUUGCAGUCGCCGAGCCCGGGGACCAGCCCUUCCCAAGACCGCGCGCCGCAGCCUGACAACAGCAGUGAGCCGCGUGCUGGUGAUGCCGAAGCUGUGGGUGCGGGUGCCUUCAAGCUUGUAGUUCCGAGGCAGCCCGAUGGCACCGCGUGCAGCGCCGACCUGCAGAAAGCAAUCGUGAGCGCCCACGACGGCCUCGACAAAGCCCAUCGGGCCAUGUUGUACGCGCGCAUGAAGCGCAAGACGGAGUCCAAGGAGUGCCCUCCGUUGCUAGCGGAGAAAUGGAAGCAGGCAGCUGGUUCGAUCAAUGCCACGGCCCGCUACCAUCCAGAUUUCCCUGACGACCUGACGAUGGUUGAGUACAAGCGGCAUCUCAGCACGAAGGAGACAUAUACAUAUAUCAAGGAACACACGCAGACGAUCCACUGGACCGGGGCCUUGAGUGGCCAAGUGGCACUGGAGAUGGCGCGCAACUUGGAGUCCCUCUUCGACCAGACCACGACAGGGAUGGCAACUCUAGGCCGCGGCCGCACCUCGCGCACCAGCGUGGGGAACGUCUCUACGACGCCUGAAGAUUACGUUCAGAAAUGGGGGGCGCUGACGAAGACAUACACGGACAUCAUUUCUGAGGUGACCUUCAAGAUCAAGGCGAAGCCGUUCCAGGACGCGUUCUGCGAGCAGCUGCAGAUGCUGCAGACUGACCUAUCGGCGUCGAAGGAGAGCUUCAUGGGCCUCGUCAGCGACGCCAGCAAUGCGAAGCUGCUCAACUCGACGAUCGAGACCUUCCGGGAGCGGGCCAAGAGGGCGGUCGACCACAUUGCGACGGCCGACGACAUGCUGAGGAUCAAGAAGCGCAAGCUGCCAUCAGAGCCUGAGCCACCGAAGGACCCGACGAAGAGCGAGGCGCCGUCCGAGCAGCCCGCCGCGCAGCCCGCCGCGGAGACCGCCGCGGGCGCGGGCCAGGAGCAGGAGGCGGUGCGAGAGAUCGAGCGGGCGGUGCGCGAUAUCGCCCAGUCCAACGAGUCCGAGGAGAGCCCCGAAGCGGGCGCGCGCCUCCCCGGAGCCCCGCGGGACGCGGCGGUGGCGCACCCGGCUGCGGCGUCGGCGCCCCAGGUGCUUGGGAGCUACCUGCGCCGUGCCGCCUCGCCUCUCAGGCAGGCCGAGGCUGCGCAGGUGCUGGGAAGCUACCCGCGCCGUGCCGCCUCGCCUCUCAGGCAUGCCGAGGCAACGCAGGCGGCCGACGAGCUGAAGGCCGACGUGGGCGCCUCCGCCGCGCAGGUGUUCCGCAGCUCCUCAAAGGCCUUUGACGACGCCUGCGACAAGGCCGCCGCCUUCGCAGCGCCCGCCGCGCCAGCCGCUGCCGUCGGCGUGGCCGCGGCCGCCGCCGGCAUUGCCGCGGCAGGCGCAGACCCCUCCGCCGCCCCACCGGCGCAGCUCGCGCCGGCGGCGGGCGCCGGAAUUGACGCGCCAUCGGCGCCCCAGCAAGGGCUGCGACCUGCAGCCCGGGCCGAUGCUGAAGCGGCCGCGCCGGAGGCCAUGGCGCCCCCCGCUGGCGCCGGCGCGGCUGCUGCGGCGGAUGCGGGGGCCGCGCAGGUGCCCUCGCACACGGUGAGGUAUCGCUGCCCCGCCUGCGGCGAGCUUGUCGCCAGCCUGGAGGAGGCGCUGCACCACUGCCGCAGCCCGAGCGCCGCGGCGCCCGCCGCGCCCGCGGCGCCCGCCGCGGCGCCAGCCGCGCGACCCUCGGCGCCGGCCGCCGUGCCGGCGGCGGCCGAGGGCGACGCCGCGGCGGCCGGCGGCGAGACCGCCGCGGGCGCCGGCAACUUACGGGAGGGCGUGUUCCUUCAGAUGCCCUGGCUGACCGCCGAGGCCGCCCACGUGGAGUGGGCUGGGUGCGAGGGGAACAAGAGCGAGUGGUGGGCACAAAGAGGCCAAUAG